This is a messenger RNA of Linum tenue, 384 nucleotides long. The record is from the annotation of a GenBank genome assembly. Lineage: Eukaryota; Viridiplantae; Streptophyta; Magnoliopsida; Malpighiales; Linaceae.
AUGGCCGCUCCAACCGUGAUCAUCAUCGUGGUUUUUAUCUCGUUCGGCGGCUUCCUCUGCCUGGCGGGGCUCGCCGCCGUGGUGCUCUGCUGCUUGAAGAAGCUGAAGAAGAAGCCGGCGGCGAAGCACGAGGUGGAUUUGAUCCACGUGGACGAGCACGCGAGGGUGAAGGAGGCCGUCGUCCCCGGCUGUGCGGUGGUGCUGGAGAUCGAGGAGGACUUGCACGUCGACGAGGUUGUGAGGAAGGAUGAUGAGGUCGGGGCCGCCGGACAUCAUCAUCUUCAUGGUUUGCAUGGGAAGUCGGCGGCGGCGGCGGGGGUCGGUGCUAACUCGGAAGCGACGGCGGUGGCUUCGUCCGGCGGUGCUGCUCGGGAGGUUAAUUAA